Esox lucius (northern pike) is the source of this 1718-nucleotide messenger RNA. RefSeq names its product C-terminal-binding protein 2-like. The record is from RefSeq and is a predicted model, not a curated record. NCBI's taxonomy places the organism in Eukaryota, Metazoa, Chordata, Actinopteri, Esociformes, Esocidae. The transcript is spliced from 10 exons. Gene Ontology annotation, molecular function: transcription corepressor activity; NAD binding; oxidoreductase activity, acting on the CH-OH group of donors, NAD or NADP as acceptor. The coding region runs from base 348 to 1697 and encodes 449 amino acids.
UUGGUUUGGAAUACAUUAUGACCUUUGUCAUCUUGAAAGAAACCUCACCAACUUCUCGUAAAGGUCUCUGAGCAAUCAGGGGGCGGUUGAGUGGUCAGCGUGGGUCUGAGAGAUGCAAUAACGUUACCCCCCCUGAGUUGCGUGAAGGCGCCACACUCCACUAACAUCGGUUUAUCGAGGCUUCUCUUUAUUCUGUGACUCCGGCUCGUCUACCGUCUGUCACCUGACGCCUCUGAACAAACUCAUAGUUUGGACUGAAGAUCCAAUAAGUGGAUAGAUAACAACAGAAACGGCAUUAUUUGCUUCGGUCUGGUUUGUUUGUGGUUUGGCUGGGGUGAAGAACACCGAUGGCUCUCAUGGAUAAGCACAAAGUCAAACGACAGAGGCUGGACCGCAUUUGUGAAGGCAUUCGCCCCCCAAUCCUGAAUGGGCCGAUGCACCCGCGCCCCCUGGUGGCUUUGUUAGACGGGCGCGACUGCACCGUGGAGAUGCCCGUCCUGAAGGACGUGGCCACCGUGGCCUUCUGUGACGCCCAGUCCACCCAGGAGAUCCACGAGAAGGUCCUGAAUGAGGCGGUGGGGGCCCUCAUGUACCACACCAUCACCCUCUCGCGGGACGACCUGGACAAGUUCAAAGGCCUGCGGAUCAUCGUGCGAAUCGGCAGUGGCUUUGACAACGUGGACAUCAAGGCAGCGGCUGAACUAGGCAUUGCCGUCUGUAAUGUUCCGGCCACGUCGGUGGAGGAGACGGCGGACACGUCCAUGUGUCUGAUCUUGAACCUGUACCGCCGGGUCACCUGGAUGCACCAGGCCCUGAGGGAGGGGACCCGGGCCUCCAGCGUGGAGCAGAUCAGGGAGGUGGCCGGCGGAGCGGCCCGCAUCCGGGGGGAGACGCUGGGCAUCAUCGGCCUGGGGCGAGUGGGCCAGGCGGUGGCGCUUCGGGCCAAGGCCUUUGGCUUCAGCGUAAUCUUCUAUGACCCCUACCUGCCUGAUGGCGUGGAGCGCUCCCUGGGCCUUCAGAGGAUGGCCACCCUGCAGGACCUGCUCAUCCACUCCGACUGUGUGUCUCUGCACUGCAGCCUCAACGAGCACAACCAUCACCUCAUCAACGACUUCACCAUCAAACAGAUGCGUCAGGGGGCCUUUCUGGUGAACACGGCGCGAGGGGGCCUGGUGGAUGAGAAGGCCCUGGCCCAGGCCCUGAAGGAGGGCCGGAUACGGGGGGCCGCCUUGGACGUACACGAGACGGAGCCCUUCAGUUUCUCUCAGGGCCCGCUGAAAGACGCCCCCAAUCUGAUCUGCAACCCCCACACAUCCUGGUACAGUGAGCAGGCGUCGCUGGAGGCCCGCGAGGAGGCGGCCAGGGAAGUGCGCCGGGCCAUCACAGGCCGUAUCCCUGACAGCCUGAAGAACUGUGUGAAUAAGGAGUAUCUGAUGGCCACUCCUCAGUGGCCGGGCAUUGACCCCGGGGCGGUCCACUCAGAGCUCAACGGGGCGUCUGCUUACAGGUUUCCUAGCGGUCUGGUUGGGGUGACGGCUGGGGGCCUGUCAGGGGCCGGCGCGGCUGUGGAGGGGAUGGUUGCGGGGAACUUGGCUAUGGCACACGGGAUUGCCCCUGUGUCCCGACCCCCCCACACCCCGUCGCCGGGCCAACCCUCUAAAGCAGAAACGGACAGAGACAUGCCAACGGACCAGUAGCCCCCCCCCUUCUACGCCCCC